Molecule: messenger RNA, 1253 nt
Organism: Lindgomyces ingoldianus
Lineage: Eukaryota; Fungi; Ascomycota; Dothideomycetes; Pleosporales; Lindgomycetaceae
Product: CORD and CS domain protein
Exons: 3
Coding region: 1-969 (322 amino acids)
Source: RefSeq, a predicted model, not a curated record
AUGGCGAAGAAGUGCGUUCACAAGGGCUGCGGCAAGGCCUAUGAUGACGAGAACGAAGACUGCGUGUACCAUCCCGGCCCGCCAGUCUUCCACGAAGGACAGAAGGGCUGGAAGUGCUGCAAACCUCGCGUCCUCACCUUUGACGAAUUCCUAAACAUCCCCCCCUGCACUACCGGAAAUCAUUCCGAAGUCGACGACACGCCCGUGCCAGAGCCGUCAGGGGAUCCGGACAUUGCCUCAAAGGUCCCGGAAAACACGCCCGUCUCAUUGGGAAGCCUCGAGGCAGCUCUGCCAGCUCCUGUUCCGCGCCUGCCGACCUCACAAAACACGUCUCUCCGACCGUCACCAUCGGUAACUCCCGCCCCGCCAGAAUCAGAAGACGAUGAUCCGGCUUUAGCGAUUGCAGUGGGCCAGACAUGCAGGAGGAAAUGCUGUGGUGAGACGUAUAAAGGCGAUUCGAGUCGAGAGGGUGAGAGGUGCGUGCACCAUCCCGGAAUACCCAUCUUUCACGAGGGCUCAAAGGGGUGGUCUUGCUGCAAGAGACGCGUGCUCGAGUUCGACCAGUUCAUGAAUAUCGAGGGCUGCAAGGCGAAGAACCACCAUUUGUUCGUUGGUAGUGGGAAGAAGGCUGGGGAGGAGAAGCUGGAUACUGUUCGCCACGACUACUACCAAACAGGAACCUCAGUCAUCGCCUCCCUCUACCUCAAGAAAAUCGACAAACAAACGUCUACCGUCGCAUUUACAGCAACACACGUCAACCUAGAUCUACGGACCGCAGACAGCAAACGAUACCAGACAGAAAUGCCCUUGUUCGCGACCAUCAACCCCGAGCAGAGCAAAUACCGUAUUCUGGGGACGAAGUUGGAGCUAACCCUGGUGAAGGCGGAUGGUCGUGGUUGGCCUGUCCUUAGGGCCGACGAUAGGCCCACGGGUGAGAUGAUACAGGUGGGACAGGCCGCGAGAGUGUGAAUGUGAACAUGAACAUGAUAUCAGAAAUAAGUAGAAAAACCCUUUCAUAACUUCACAUCAACAUGCUCCAUAAAUGCAGUGCUCUUGGUUGUUCUUUUGAUCCCGUUGGAGCGGGAUUUGUAAAAGAUUGUUUGCGGCUCUGGUCUGUGGAAGCAUCAGCCUGCAAGCGGCUUGGAGGUAAUGUUAUUAGACAUGAUCCAGGUAGGAAAGGGCAUCCUGUUGGUGCUUUCUCUGGUUCUAGAAAUGGGUUAGGGCUAUCUACAUCCAUCCAGUCAGUAUUCUUU